This is a messenger RNA of Clupea harengus (Atlantic herring), 2564 nucleotides long. Its product is annotated as NACHT, LRR and PYD domains-containing protein 1 homolog. The annotation marks the transcript as partial. The transcript is spliced from 7 exons. Gene Ontology annotation, biological process: regulation of apoptotic process. Gene Ontology annotation, cellular component: cytoplasm. The record is from RefSeq and is a predicted model, not a curated record. Lineage: Eukaryota; Metazoa; Chordata; Actinopteri; Clupeiformes; Clupeidae.
AUGGAUAUAAUACUUGAAAAGAAGAUAAUUCUAUCCGAGAUCCUGUCUGCUGAAACGGCUUUUAUCCUCCAAUAUGUUCAGCAGAACAAACUCAUUACAGAUCGUGACUACAGUGCUCUUAAAAGCCUUCCUCAAAACACUGAGACGGUGUCUGUUGAAGUGCUGGAUAAACUGAGAGCCAAGGGGGACGACGCCUGUCAGAAGUUCAUAGUCUUGCUGAAGCAGCAGCGUGUGUUGGAGCAAUAUCCAAGACUGAGAGAUGUUUUCUCAGAUAUCAGACAAGGUCCUGGGGUUUCUGCUCCGGCAACACCAGCACAGGACCUUGGCUCCAAAAUAAAUGAAUACAAGACAUCCAUCUGCACCACAUAUAAAAUCAUGACGGAGUAUAACUCUCUAGCUGGUGAGAAUGUGUUGCUGCCUGACCGCUACACUGAGCUGCUGAUAGUUGAGACACACAGAAAGCAGAGAGAAAGAGAGGAAGAGCUCCGCUUUAGAGGAAAACAUCACCAGCAGGUCUUAAAAACCAGGGCCAGUGAAGCACACAACAAAAUCACUGUUGACCAGUUGUUCAAACCUGAUGACCGUGGAGAUGUUCCAAAGGCAGUCAUUCUUCAGGGCCACUCUGGAUAUGGCAAAUCCUUCACUGCUCAGAAGAUCAUGUAUGAGUGGGCAUCUGGAGGAGUAUUCAAAGACCUGUUCCACCUUGUUCUUCACCUUGAAUGCAAAGAGCUUAAUGAAAUCUCAGAGGCACACAGUCUGGUGGAUCUCCUGAGCUACUGUCCAGACUUCACCAGUGAGACAGCAGAGGUGCUGAAGGACUCAAAAAUGAAAGUGCUCUUCCUCAUUGAUGGCUUUGAUGAGCUCAAGUUCUCAUUUCAGAACAUUAGCACAGUGCCACCUAAAGACCCUUUCAGAGAAGCUCCUGUUGAGGCCACUCUGAGCGCUCUGCUGAAGGGGUGUCUCCUGCCUAAGUGCUGCCUGCUGGUCACCACCAGGUCCACUGCUUCAGACAAACUGAGAAAGCUGCUCAGUAAGUCUCAGCGUUUCACUGACAUCCUAGGCUUCACUGAUGAGGGGGUGAAGGAGUACUUCCAGAGGUUUUUCAGAGAAGAGCUGGUAGCAAAGAAAACAUUCGACUGUGUGAGGACCAACGAGACUUUGUACACCGCCUGCUUCAUCCCCGUCAUCUGCUGGAUCAUCUGCACAGUUUUCAGGGAGCAAGAAGAAGAAGGCAUGGACAUCACUAAGGAACUACAAACAACCACCUCUAUAUUUGUGCGAUUUGUGUCCAUUCUGCUGAAGCAUCACUGUCAGGAUUUGAGUCAGGAUUUGAGUCAGCCUGAAACACUGCUGAGGAGCCUGGGCCAGCUGGCAGAGACAGGGUUACAAGAAAAUCAGGUCCUGUUUGAUGAGAAGAGUUUGUUAAAGGCUUUCCGUGAUCCAAAACAAGCAAUCACAUACAAUCUUUUCCUCUGCCAAAUCUUCCUAAAGAAGGAUGUCAGACAGGAAAGCAUGUACAGUUUCAUGCAUCUGAGCUUCCAGGAGUUCUUCGCUGCCCUCCAGUACCUGAUGAUGGAGAAUGAGGAAGAGGCACUUGAAAAACUACGAGAGUUGUUUGGGACCGUUGAACGUUUUAAACCUGUUAUUCAAUUCCUUUUUGGGCUUUUAAACAGAGACAUUGACCCACACCUGAAAAAGCAGGUCAGGCCAUCCAUUAAAGCUUAUCUGCAGAAGUGGCUUCUAAACGUUGUGAAAAAUCACAGAAUGCAUAAAGAGGGUAUGCUGCAUAUACUUCAUUGUCUCUAUGAGCUCCAUGAGGAGGAGUUUGUAAAGAGAGCCAUGGGAGUCUGGGGUGAGAUGAAGUUUGACUCCAUUCCGCUGACGAGGACAGACUGCUGGGUGCUGCUGUACUGCCUGCAGUGUUGCCCGACCAUCAGAGGCCUGAAGCUCAAGGAGUGCAACAUAACAGCAGAGAAGCUGAGGAUGCUGCAGCCUGCACUGAGCAGGUGUGAGGAGCUUGGGUUAACUGUGGAGAGCCUGUCAGAUGCUGAUGUUGGUGUCCUGAUCUCAGUUCUAGGGGAGGGAAAGAACCUGACUAAACUGAGUGUGGACUACAGCAGCCUCUCACCUGAGAGUGUGAAGGAAGUCCUCAGUGCUCUCUCCAAGCAAAUGUCCGUGGGUAAAGUCCGUCUGUCUUUGACGACCAUCACUGUCACCACCGCAGCCCUGUGCUUGGCCUUCAUUCAGAACACAGAGACGUGCCGUCACCUGGAGCUGGAUGUGAAUUCACCAUUUUCUACCACAAGAUCACCUGCUUCACUUACCCUGUCACAAGCCAGCGGCAGCUUUACCGACUUCAUCAACAAGUUUUGCAAUGUCACAGGUUUAAGAGCAAAUUCACAUAGGUCUCCAGGUGACUGUAUGGGUGUUCUUGAGUCCUUCACUGACUGGUGGACUCUGCCUGGUCUUGAGAAGGUGGAGUUGAAGGUGAGCUACCUGACUGACAGCUGGGCCAACUGGAUCCUCAACCUCACCCACACGUGCCCCACUCUGGAGGAAGUACA